Symbiodinium pilosum is the source of this 261-nucleotide messenger RNA. Lineage: Eukaryota; Dinophyceae; Suessiales; Symbiodiniaceae. The record is from the annotation of a GenBank genome assembly.
GGCUACUUGGCAUCGCUGCCCGAACGGCCAGUUGAGAAGGGUGUGGCCAGCCGCGAGCUACGCUCCUCUCUCGGCGGUCCGCUGCCCGAAGUGCCAACGGAUGCCAGGAUAGUCAUUGACGAGCUUGCCGAAACUGCUGAGCAAGGGUUGAUCGCUUCUGGUGGGCCGCGCUACUUCGGAUAUGCCAUUGGUGGUAGUUUUCCUGUCUCACUUGCUGCUGACUGGCUCGUCAGCGCCUGGGAUCAGAAUGCUCCCUACUAC